AUGAAGACAACUCGCAAAUGCAGGACUCUUCUGUCGGUAGGCUUGAACUUCUUCGCCUUGUUCUUCUCCAUCACGGCUUUCAUCACCACCUACUGGUGUGUGGGUACGCAGAGGGUGCCCAAGCCCAAGUGCAGCAAGCUGCGGACCCACCAGUGCAUCGAUUACGGCGUCAACGAGACCGACCCCAACAAGGUGGUCUACAGCUGGGAGACCGGGGACGACCGAUUCCUGUUCCGACAGUUCCACACCGGCAUCUGGGUCUCUUGUGAGGAGAACAUCCACGAUGAAAGUGAGAGAUGCAGAAGCUUCAUUGACUUGGCUCCUGCGUCGGAGAAAGGGAUGCUGUGGCUGUCGCUGGUGUCUGAGAUGCUGUACAUCGUUCUCCUGGUGGUUGGCUUCAGCCUCAUGUGUUUGGAGCUCGUCCACUCAAGCAACGUCAUCGACGGGCUCAAGCUCAACGCCUUCGCCGCGGUCUUCACCGUGCUCUCAGGUCUCCUGGGCAUGGUGGCUCAUGUGAUGUACACACAAGUCUUCCAGGUCACUGUCAGUCUGGGGCCCCCUGACUGGAGGCCCUAUAACUGGGACUAUGGCUGGUCCUUCUGCAUGGCCUGGGCGUCCUUCACCUGCUGCAUGGGCGCGUCGGUCACCACGCUCAACUCCUACACCAAGACCGUCAUCGAGUUCCGGCACAAACGCAAGACCUUUGAGCAGAGCAUCCGCGAGGAGCACGCACGGGAGGCUUUUGAAUAUUUCCGAGAACCCUCUGUGCACUCCAUCUCCAAGUCUGUGGAGGUUUAUUCCAGCCAGACCCUUAAGAGCGGCAGGAUGACACCCAUCCCGGCGGACUCCUUAGACCUGAGUGACAUUCGAGCCUCUCUGGGGGAGGAACAAUGCUGAGAGUCUUCUACUUCCUCGGUGAAGAUGUUAACUCCAUGAUAAAUUCUGCCUUAAUCGAGUCUGAGUUGUUGGCAGUUGUGGUUUUAAACGUAGGGCGCAUUCUCUUGAGGCGCCACAAGGAUUGGGGGGGAAACAGAUUCAUUUUUUUACUCGGGUUGCCAACCAUCCCUUGAAAAACGUAAUUGUCCCAUCUAGGGUUGUACGGUAUACCGGUAUUGGUAUAGUACCGCGAUACUAAUGAAUCAUAUUCAUUAGUACCGGUCCCCCACCCCGCCGUCGUCGCCACGUCGUGAUAUUGUUGGUUUUACGAGCAGAGGAGCA
Molecule: messenger RNA, 1218 nt
Organism: Nerophis lumbriciformis (worm pipefish)
Lineage: Eukaryota; Metazoa; Chordata; Actinopteri; Syngnathiformes; Syngnathidae
Product: germ cell-specific gene 1-like protein
Cellular component (GO): plasma membrane
Source: RefSeq, a predicted model, not a curated record